This is a messenger RNA of Rana temporaria (common frog), 2698 nucleotides long. It is a transcript of the gene LYSMD3, whose product is annotated as LysM domain containing 3. The record is from RefSeq and is a predicted model, not a curated record. Gene Ontology annotation, cellular component: Golgi apparatus. Bases 10 to 984 code for a protein of 324 amino acids. Lineage: Eukaryota; Metazoa; Chordata; Amphibia; Anura; Ranidae. Gene Ontology annotation, biological process: Golgi organization. The transcript is spliced from 3 exons.
GUAUAGUCCAUGCGCACAGGGGAUUCUCGGCUGAAGGCCUGGCAGAUGCUGGAUUUUGCCGGAAAGAAGUCUCCUGCUCGCAUGCGCGAGAGUGACGACAUUGCAGCUGGAGCCGCGAUACCCGGAAGACACGCCAAGGCAACAUGUCGGCUCCCUCGGCGUAGAUCAGGUACUGUAACAAUGACUGGCAAACUCCCUUCUCGCAGUUACCUGAAACCAGCAGCAGUGUCAUCCACAACACUGGGUCAUAGCUAUCACUUUGCACCUAUGGGCAAUUCAGAGAAUGACUUAUCAGAGGAGGAUCCUGAAGAAUAUGCACUACGGCCACGAGGGAGAGAGAAAACUAGAAGGAGCACUUCCAACGAACGCCUUGAUGACAUAAUUUUAAUCAGCAAGGACAUUGCAGAAGGGGACACCUUAAAUUCAAUAGCCCUUCAACAUUGUUGUACUGUUGCAGAUCUGAAAAGAGCCAACAACCUCAUUAAUGAACAGGACUUUUUUGCAUUGAGGAUAAUAAAAAUUCCAGUGAAGCGUUUCAGUUUAUUGGCUGACCCCCAGUUUUCCCCAAAGGGUAAACAAUCCAGGACCCUGCCUGGCCAGCCUUCAGAAGAGCCGCAACACGGCUUAUUACUUGAGGCAUUGCCUUUAGAGACAGCGGAUAGUUUUCUCCAAGAAGUAGAUCGUGAUAUCAAGCACAUAGUGCGGUCCACAGAUGUGACAAAGGAAAACCUUCAUGAAGUGGUUUCUGCUUUAAGCCAUGAUCUCCAUUUUGAACCUGAUUACAAAGCGGCCAAACCAAAAGACCCUUAUUAUGGAGCGGACUGGGGUUUGGGUUGGUGGACAGCUGUUGUCAUCAUGGUGAUUGUUGGAGUAGUUACACCAGUGUUUUAUUUUCUCUAUUAUGAAGUUCUAGACAGGGAGCCUCAUUUAAACGCCUCUCAUGCUGCCGAUCCUUCAAAGGUAGACUCUUCUGGAAAUAGUUAACUGGUGCAGCCUUCCUGUGGAACUAGAUUUGUGCUGUUGCCUGCACCUGGAGAAACCACAAUGGGCAUCUUGGCAGGAAACGAUGCACUGAACUUUGGUUAAGCAGUACAGAGUUGGAAGAUAGAGAUUGUAUUUUAUGUGAGGAUGCUGCUUUAGUAUUACAAUGCAACUGGUUCUUCUGUGAACGUAAAUCUAUUUUUGUAUAUGGUUGCAGGUAUUCAAGUCCCUUGGACACAGAAUAACCACAUAUUUUUAUAUUUAUUAUUCUGGUAAAUUUUAAAGCUUUAAUCCCAGGUUCACAUUGCUGGGAGUUGGCAUGUCAAAUUGUGUGCCAAACCAAAACUAUUGUCGGCAAUGGCACCGUCCGCAUCGGUGCAACGCUAACUUUGCGGCACCGCACCGAUUCCCAAAAGUAGUUUCUGUACAUUUUUUGGCAAUUUCGGGGAGGCUAUAGACAUCUGUGCAGGAACCCACACAGAUGUCGCUAAAAUCUCUCCUGAAGUCAGACUGACAUUGUGUGAGUUCAACUGAACUCGCAUGAUUUCAAUCCCGCCCCGCUGUCAUUGUGAACCUAGGCUGAAAGUAAUCCUGUCAUUUCUCAAGGCCCACACAAAUUUAACUAUUUAAAUGUAGACUAGGCACCACUUGAUUUGAAUGACUUCCCAGCCCUUCAGGGCAGUGAAUAAUAAGUUGUUAAAGGUUCUACUUUGCAUUGUAGGAUGCUCCAAGGGCUGUCCUCAUUGCUGACUUUCCGAAAGUUAAAAUCCUGAGAUACUUUGCAGCAACAGGAAAUGGUUAUCAAUCAGGACAGCUCUCUGAGCAUCCCACAAUGCAGAGCCUUAAACAACGAACUGAGUCGUAUCUACACCAUUACACUACACGGUGUGCUGUGGGGGUUACUAGGCUGCCAUGGGAAGAGCUACUUGUGUAGUGUUCCACUGGGCAGGGUAUAGUUUACAUUUUUAAAGUCUAACUGAAGUAACAGAAAUGCAGUCUGAUAAUGGUUGUCUUACAACCUGUAUUUUAUAAUCUUGCCUCCAUUUUACUGAUGCAGCAUAUGCUAAGAAUGUCUAAAAUAUGAGUGCAGUAUAGACACCCAGUAAUCAGCACUCAGUAACAGACAGUCUGACAUACCCCUUCUCUUCCUUAGCAGUACAACUCUGUGAGGACAGUUGUACUGAGGGAUUUGCUAUUGUUAAGGCAGGCCAUAGAUGAUGCAAAUUUCCUUCCUGCAACCAUGGGUUGCAAGAAAGAAAAUCUCUUCCUCCACAGAGCUGUGGAGGAGCAUGGGGAGAACACAGUGAUUAUUGCCAGCGGCUAUGUCUGCUGGCAGAAAUCGCAUGCUAGAAUUCUGACAUGCUGGUUGUACCCUGAUUGAUGGAUCGACUUGAGUACAAUCAGUUUGCCUAUACAUGGAUCGAAUCUUUGCCGGUCCAUGCUAAAGAGGCCAAGAUUGCCCGCUUUAGCCCUGACCGCACAGGGUACUGGAAUGUUUUUUUAUUUUAUGGAGUGAAAGUAUUUUAAAGCAAUCUGUGGUUACAGUACAAUAAAGGGAUAAAGAGCUGUGAAACUUUGGUUUUAAGAUUAGUUGUGAGAGGUUAAUUGUUGUGUUAGGACAUUAAUUAUCUGACAGCAUUAGGAGCAACUAUUUAACAAGCAUCCCAAAUAUGUGGAUUGUGUUGUGGAAGUUUGGAGCAUAGCAAUUAAAAAAAAA